AUACCGUGUUUUCUCUGAAGGGUCUCGCAGAACAAAGCCUUUUGCUUAACGUUCAUACGGCUUUUGCUCCCAGCCGCGAAAACGGUUCCAGAUUCAAACCACACCGCGUGCCGAGGGGGGCGGGGCUGCGAGUGCAAACAAUGCUGAGACAUGCCCGGCCCUGUCCGCCCCUCGGGGCCUUUUAGGGUUAUGCCGGGACAUUCAUCCCUAGCGUAACCGCCUCCUCCCUCGGCGCUCACCAGGGCGGCCCGGCAGCUCCGCCCCACAGCGAGCGGGAGAUUCGAAGGGAAGAGGCGGCGCCAUGGUGGAAGGCCCGUGCUGCGUGCUGUUCGCGGAGCGGCUGCGGGCGCGAGUGCGCCGGGGCCAGGCGGUGCGCAGCGCACGGGGCAGCGCUCUGCCGGCUGGGGCUCGCGCUGCGACUGCCGCAAGUGAGGAGAGAACCUCUAGUCAUGAUUUCCUUAGUGGACAAGUUUUCAGGGGUGUGGAAACAUUGGGAAAGGAAUUUUUUAUGUAUUUUGAUCAAAAAGCUUUGAGGAUUCACUUUGGUAUGAAUGGUUCCAUGCGCAUUAAUCCUGACAGAAGUAAAGACAGAAAUGGAGCAUUACCAGUUUUGGAGAUACAACUUAUAGAAGAUACUAUUUGUUUCUUUGAGGUAACAGCAGAGUAUAGAAAUGUAGCAGAGUGUGAGCAGAAAGUGAGAAUGAUGGAAAGCUUGGAUGUCUGCUCUCCAAAGUUUAGCUUCUUAAGAGCAGAAAGUGAGGUUAAGCAGCAGAAAACCCAGAUGUUAUGUGAUGUGUUACUGGAUCAAACAGUAUUACCUGGAGUUGGAAAUAUCAUAAAAAACGAAGCACUAUUUGACAGCGGUCUCCAUCCAGCUGCUAAAGUUUGCCAAUUAACAGAUGAGCAUAUACGUCACUUAGUGAAAAUGACACGUGACUUUACACUGCUUUUUUAUAAGUGCCGCAAAACUGGGUCUCCACUCUACAAACACUACAAAGUAUACAGGCGCCAAACCUGCGGUCAGUGCAAUGAGAAAAUCACUGUGUGUCGUUUAGGAGAGAAUAACAGGAUGACUUACUUCUGCUCUCGAUGUCAAAAGGCUGAUCCUCAGCUUGUCAGUGUUAGCAAACUGCCAACUAGAAAUAGCCUAAUUGGCUGGGCAUGUGGCAGGGGGUCAUGUUCUAAUGAACACAUAGCUCAGAAAUCUGAAGAAGAGUGGACGUGUAUGCGCUGCACCCUAAUAAACAAGCCUUCUGCUGAAGCUUGUGAUGCCUGUUUGACUUCAAGGCCUGAAGUGAGUUCUUCAUUGAAGACAGAGAAAGUUGAAGAUUCCACAGAUUUUAACAUAAAUCUCAUUAAAUAUCCUUGUAAUGACUUCAGAAAACCAAGCAGAGAAAUAAAGAUCAACAGAAAAGCUGCAUUUGGAACUACAACUCUUGUCCUAACAGAUCUUGGUAAUAAAGCAGUAUUGAAAGAUGAUAUCCAACUAUCUGAUGGAUGCUCUGAGUAUGUUGCUCCGAAAGGCAAUCUCAGCCAGAAUCAGAAUAAUGUCUACCACUCAGGAACAGGCAUAGACAAGUAUUGCUCAACAAAUGUAACUUCUGUGGCUUCAUCUUCCUGUCAGGAGCCUCUCUCUUUCAAGCCCGCAAAGAAGAAGCAGAAAACUCAUCACGUAUCCUCUGUUCACCAACAUAAUGUAAUGAUUGGCAAACCUCAAGUUAAUUCAGCAGAUGAUAUUCAUACACUGAGCACAGGCCCUCCUCAUUGCAGUAAACAUGGUCACCUCUGCAAACUCAGAAUUGUGAGGAAGGAUGGAGAAAACAAGGGCAGGAUGUUUUAUAGCUGUCCUCUACCCUCAGAAACUCAGUGCAACUAUUUUCAAUGGGCUGACUUGAAUUUUCCAUUUUGUCACCAUGGCAAGCGAUGCGUUAUGAAGAUGGUGCUGAAGCUUGGUCCCAAUAAUGGAAGGAACUUUUUUGUGUGCCCCUUAAGAAAGGAAAAACAGUGUGGCUUUUUUCAGUGGGCAGAAAAUAAGCCAGUUACACAGUCUACUCCUUGAUGUUAUAGUUAUUUAAGAUAUCCUAAGAAAUAGAUAAGUACAACUCUCAUUGGUCAUUUCUGUUUUGUUGUUACUUCUGUUUUUACUGUUCACUGAUUCAUCAGUCAAAUUGCUCCCAUAACUAAGUAAAAACUACAGAUUACUCUAUCCCAAUUUUAAAGAGUUCUAUAACAUUAAACACUGGAUGUAUGCUGCAUGCUAACUUGCAAUAUAUUGUGACACAUUGUUAUAUUUCCAGUCAAAUAAUUGAACCGCUUUCUAUUUUUUAUGUAAGUGUCACUGCACUAUCAGCACUGCAGAUUUUCAAGAUGAUAUGCAUUAUGGAAUGGAUAACUUAAUUGGAAUUUGUACUUGAAAUUGGUAGAGUCUUAUAAACAGGUAUUUAAUGAAUAAAAUUUACAUCCCUCUUCAA
Messenger RNA from Meleagris gallopavo (turkey), 2471 nucleotides. It is a transcript of the gene NEIL3, whose product is annotated as nei like DNA glycosylase 3. NCBI's taxonomy places the organism in Eukaryota, Metazoa, Chordata, Aves, Galliformes, Phasianidae. The record is from RefSeq and is a predicted model, not a curated record. Gene Ontology annotation, cellular component: nucleus. Gene Ontology annotation, molecular function: DNA N-glycosylase activity; damaged DNA binding; DNA-(apurinic or apyrimidinic site) endonuclease activity. Gene Ontology annotation, biological process: base-excision repair.